This is a messenger RNA of Manis javanica (Malayan pangolin), 2298 nucleotides long. RefSeq names its product membrane bound acylglycerophosphatidylinositol O-acyltransferase MBOAT7 (gene MBOAT7). Gene Ontology annotation, cellular component: mitochondria-associated endoplasmic reticulum membrane contact site; membrane. NCBI's taxonomy places the organism in Eukaryota, Metazoa, Chordata, Mammalia, Pholidota, Manidae. The record is from RefSeq and is a predicted model, not a curated record. Gene Ontology annotation, molecular function: lysophospholipid acyltransferase activity. Gene Ontology annotation, biological process: phosphatidylinositol biosynthetic process; lipid modification.
CUCCUGGACCCGCCCCUUCCGAGCCCGAGGCCCCGCCCCCGGGCGUUCGCGCGGCUGGGCAGCUGCGGGUCCCCGCGCGGCCGCUGGCUUGUGCUGCCGGGCGCCCGGUUCCGGCUGCUUCCGCGCGCUGCCCCCAGCCUGACGGGCCGCGGAAGCGGCCCCGGACGGAGCAGCUCUGAGGGAGGCGGGGGCGUCCUGGGCGGGGAGGCGUGGUCGGACCGCGGACCUGCCCGGAGGGCGGGAGCCGGUAGCAGGCCAUGUCGCCCGAAGAGUGGACGUAUCUAGUGGUUCUUCUUAUCUCUAUCCCCAUCGGCUUCCUCUUUAAGAAAGCUGGACCUGGGCUGAAGAGAUGGGGAUCCGCAGCUGUGGGCCUGGGGCUCACCCUGUUCACCUGUGGCCCCCACACUUUGCAUUCUCUGAUCACCAUCCUUGGGACCUGGGCGCUCAUUCAGGCCCAGCCCUGCUCCUGCCACGCCCUGGCCCUCGCCUGGACCUUCUCCUACCUCCUGUUCUUCCGCGCGCUCAGCCUGCUGGGCCUGCCCACCCCCACGCCCUUCACCAAUGCCGUCCAGCUGCUGCUCACACUGAAGCUGGUGAGUCUGGCCAGUGAAGUACAGGACCUGCACAUGGCCCAGAGGAAGGAAAUGGCCACGGGCUUCAGCAAGGGGCCCAGCCUGGGGCUGCUGCCGGACGUGCCUUCUCUGAUGGAGACACUCAGCUACAGCUACUGCUAUGUGGGGAUCAUGACAGGUCCCUUCUUCCGCUACCGCACGUACCUGGAUUGGCUGGAGCAGCCCUUCCCAGAGGCUGUGCCCAGCCUGCGGCCCCUGCUGCGCCGCGCCUGGCCGACCCCGCUCUUUGGGCUGCUCUUCCUGCUGUCAUCGCACCUCUUCCCACUGGAGGCCGUGCGUGAGGACGCCUUCUACGCCCGCCCGCUGCCCGCCCGCCUCUUCUACAUGAUCCCCGUCUUCUUCGCAUUCCGCAUGCGCUUCUACGUGGCCUGGAUUGCUGCCGAGUGCGGCUGCAUUGCCGCUGGCUUCGGGGCCUACCCCGUGGCCGCCAAAGCCCGGGCCGGGGGCGGCCCCACCCUCCAAUACCCACCCCCCAGCAGUCCGGAGAAGGCGGCUUCCCUGGAGUACGACUAUGAGACCGUCCGCAACAUCGACUGCUACGGCACGGACUUCUGCGUGCGCGUGCGCGAUGGCAUGCGGCACUGGAACAUGACGGUGCAGUGGUGGCUGGCGCAGUACAUCUACAGGAGCGCGCCUGCCCGCUCCUACGUCCUCAGGAGCGCCUGGACCAUGCUGCUGAGUGCCUACUGGCAUGGCCUCCACCCUGGCUACUACCUGAGCUUCCUGACCAUCCCGCUGUGCCUGGCCGCUGAGGGCCGGUUGGAGUCGGCCCUGCGGAGGCGGCUCGGUCCUGGGGGCCAGAAGGCCUGGGACUGGGCACACUGGUUCCUGAAGAUGCGCGCCUACGACUACAUGUGCAUGGGCUUCGUGCUGCUCUCGCUGGGCGACACCCUCCGGUAUUGGGCCUCCAUCUACUUCUGCAUCCACAUUGUGGCCCUGGUGGCCCUGGGGCUGGGGCUGGCUUUGGGUGGGGGCGGCCCCAGCCGGCGGAAGGCAGCGUCCCAGGCCACUGGCCUCUCCCCAGAAAGUCUGCGAGAGGAGUAAGCGCCACAGCACCCCUUCCGCCGGCCAACGGCCCCUCGUCCCCCCACCCACUGCCAGCUUCUACCCGGGAAUUCUGUGAAGCAGGCUGCUGUCUCCUUCCCCAGAAAGAGUCCUUAGCUUGGCGAGAGGCCUGGAGAGGAUUCCCACGUGCCCAGCUCAGCACCCUGCCACUGGUGAAGUAAGGCUAGGGCGUCCCCUGCCUGCGGGCUCCAGAAAGUCACCUUUCCCUCCUGUAAUCAGGAUGUCCAGGCAAGAAUCUCCCUCUGUCCCUGUCCCAGCCUCCAGGUAUUCAGAGACAGCUUCACUAACCCCCAAAAUGCUGUGGUUUCUUGGGCAAAUCUCCUUUCUUUGGCCCAGGGUGUUGGGAGAGGCACUGCAGGUCAGGUUCUGGGAGCGGGGAACCUCUUCCUUGUGGCUUUUGCACCACUUUUAUCUCAGUGUUUCAAACGUGACCCUCCCAUUUCAUAAAGGGGAAACAGGUGCCGGUGAGCAGGCCUCUGGACUGUGGUCUUGCUAAUUCCGUCUGAGCCACUGCAGGGUCCCAGCCCUCCUGCCACACACUUGUCACCUGAGACAGAGUUGAAAUGUAUAAAUUUCUCUAAAUAAAGUGUUACUCAAAGAC